Molecule: messenger RNA, 189 nt
Organism: Acaulospora morrowiae
Lineage: Eukaryota; Fungi; Glomeromycota; Glomeromycetes; Diversisporales; Acaulosporaceae
Source: the annotation of a GenBank genome assembly
GCAUUGAUAUUCACUGAAAGGAAAGUCAUGAAGACCUUGUACUUUACGGCGUGGCGAAUGGAUGUAGAUUGCGGAGGUCGCCGUCACAUUCAUACUUCAACGGAAACCACAGAGUUAUUUGAUACAGCUUUGAGGAAGAAUCCAAAAUUUUUGGAUCGAUAUCUUGAAUCCAUAAAAGGCAAUAAAUAA